CAAACCCAUUUCAAUACAUUUCGAUUCUCUGGAAUAGACUCCAACAAGUCUGGUCCAACCUGGUCUAUCACGGCUCAUCAUCGCCCUCUAGCGGAUUGAGCUUGAAACAGCCUUCCUUCCAGUUUCAUUAACGUUUUCAUCUUGAAUAUAUAUUUGUACAUUUUAGGUCAGACGAGCUUUAAGAUUGUUGGGAUGUGUUGUGUACUAGAACCGAGAGUAGGGAUCUUGGGAAGUAGGGAAUGUUGGGAUCUGGUUGGCAUGAUGCAGAGGAGGAAGUAGACAUCCUGUCUCCAGGAGACCAGAAGGAAAGGUAGCAAGGCUAGAAGUUUAGGACCAGGGGUCCACUUGUUCUAUCAUAUGCCUCAUGACAAUUAUUCAGAUGUCUAUGGGUUAUUAGAGAUGAUUACAUAAUAGUGUAUGAUUAUCUGCCUGGUUUUGGGCUCUGUUCACCCAGAGAGUAACGUAUCAGCAGGUUAGCAUUGAGGUGUGUAUGCUAGUCUAGUCAGCCAUUCAAAAGAAGCCCAGCUGUCAGGCGCCAGUGGCUUCAGUGACCGUGAGCCAAUCAGAGACCAGGAACACAGCUCGGUUCCGCCCUAGUCUCCCUCUCGGGCAAAGCGAUUGGCUGCUCUCAUGAGGCCUUUCCUGUUAGAGGCGGUGCUAUGUUCCAUAACGGUGAGCAGCAUCCAGCUGUGACGGGAGGACAGGACGAGCCGAUUCCGGAGAGGAGAGCGAGCGGAACCCUGCCAAGUCUUUUUCUACUCGGUUGUCCAGCGGUUGGUGACAGAGUCAGCAGGUAAAACACCCGGAACACGACACAGGUCAUUUUGGGCGUAGAACAUCAAGUGCGAUUCGGGAAGUCACCAUCCAGCACGAGCAGACAUGAACGGCGCAGCGUCCAAGGAGGUGACGAGGAGGCGUGUCCAGAACGGCGGGGGUGGGCGGGCGCAUAAGGAGCAGCAGGAGACACAGUGGGGGAGAGCCCGGGAGGUGGACUGGUUCUCCCUGCUCAGCGUGGUGGCCCUGCUCUGCUUGGCCCCGUUCAUCGUCUUCUUCUUCGUCAUGGCGUGUGACCAGUACCAGUGCUCCGUGUCCCAGCCGCUCCUCCAGCUCUACCGCGGAGAGACCACCCCGCUCGCCAUCUGGGCCCGCGUGCCCUUCUUCACCUGGUCGGCCGCCAAGAUCUACGCCGUUUGGGUGGCCUUCCAGGUGGUGUUGUACACCUGCCUUCCCGACGUCCUGCACAGAGUCCUUCCCGGCUACGUCGGGGGAGUCCAGGAGGGAGCGCGAACCCCCGCAGGUCUGAUCAACAAGUACCAGAUCAACGGGCUGCAGUGCUGGCUCCUCACGCACUUCCUGUGGCUGGCCAACGACCGCUACUUCCGCUGGUUCUCGCCCACCAUCAUCUUCGACAACUGGAUCCCGCUGAUGUGGUGCGCCAACGCGCUGGGCUACGCCGUCUCCACCUUCGCCUUCGUCAAAGCCUACUGGUUCCCCACCAACCCGCAGGACUGCAAGUUCACGGGCAACGUCUUCUACAACUACAUGAUGGGGAUCGAGUUCAACCCGCGCAUCGGCAAGUGGUUCGACUUCAAGCUCUUCUUCAACGGGCGGCCGGGCAUCGUGGCGUGGACCCUCAUCAACCUGUCCUACAUGGCCAAGCAGCAGCAGCUCUACGGCCACGUCAGCAACUCCAUGCUCCUCGUCAACCUGCUGCAGGCCAUCUAUGUGUUGGAUUUCUUCUGGAACGAAGCCUGGUACCUGAAGACCAUCGACAUCUGCCACGACCACUUUGGCUGGUACCUGGGCUGGGGCGACUGCGUGUGGCUGCCCUACCUCUACACGCUACAGGGUCUCUACCUGGUCUACCACCCGGUGAGCCUGUCCCAGCCUCACGCCCUGGCGGUGCUGCUGCUGGGCCUGCUGGGGUACUACGUCUUCCGCUCCGCCAACCACCAGAAGGACCUGUUCCGCCGCACCGAAGGCGCCUGCACCAUCUGGGGCGGCAAGCCGACGUACAUCGAGUGCUCGUACCGCUCGGCCGACGGCGGCGUGCACCGCAGCAAGCUGCUGACGUCGGGCUUCUGGGGCGUGGCGCGCCACUUCAACUACACGGGCGACCUGAUGGGCUCGCUGGCGUACUGCGCCGCCUGCGGCUUCGGCCACCUGCUGCCGUACUUCUACGUGAUCUACAUGACCGUGCUGCUGGUGCACCGCUGCGUGCGCGACGAGCACCGCUGCGGCGGCAAGUACGGCGACGACUGGCGGCGCUACACGGACGCCGUGCCGCACCGUCUCGUCCCUGGUGUCUUUUAGGAUGGAAGCACGUAUCUAUUUUACAACAACAAAGGAAGACACGCUUCAUAUUUCCAUACCGUGCACAUCCGCUGCUUUUUUAUUCUCAACCCGAGCCAAAGGUAAAUACUUGGCAAACACGAGUACUGCCGCCACGCACUUGGACCAAACACAGAUGACAUUAUACAAUACUGAACACCAGCUAAAAACAUGACUGAUGAAUCAAGGAAAGACUGACACUGUGAAGCAGAUGCCUCGAGGUGUUCACAUCAGCGGCUCCCUGACCUGUAAUAAACCCCACCCUGCUAAUAAAUGAUCAACUUUG
Doryrhamphus excisus (bluestripe pipefish) is the source of this 2617-nucleotide messenger RNA. It is a transcript of the gene dhcr7, whose product is annotated as 7-dehydrocholesterol reductase. Gene Ontology annotation, cellular component: endoplasmic reticulum membrane. Gene Ontology annotation, biological process: cholesterol biosynthetic process; brassinosteroid biosynthetic process. Gene Ontology annotation, molecular function: 7-dehydrocholesterol reductase activity. The record is from RefSeq and is a predicted model, not a curated record. NCBI's taxonomy places the organism in Eukaryota, Metazoa, Chordata, Actinopteri, Syngnathiformes, Syngnathidae.